AUGCCCUUACCUGAGCCCCGCCAGAUCAAGAAACCCCGGUUAUCGCUUAGCUGUAUCGUCUGCCGACGACGCAAGGUUCGCUGCGGUCGCGAACAGCCAGAAUGCGCCAACUGCGUGCGCAUGAAAGAGCAUUGUGUCUACAGGGCGAUGGUCCGUGAUGAAUCCACCGGCCGCGUACGACCGAUAUCACCCCAAAACAAAGACUCUAGAGAUGCAGAUGCUCGCCCAGACCUCCCUUGGCCUGAUUGGGGCCGAGACGCCAAUGCGCCGUAUCCCGAUAAGCCUUCCAGACCUCCCUCUCGUCCUCAAUUCUCCGCCAAUGCCAGUCCUUCCCCACAUAGCCAACAGCCAUAUCCCACAGUCCCUUCAUGGGAAGAGACUAUCCAACUCCCUAGGUAUCGUGACACGAGCGUUCCUCAAAUUGGUGGUAGCUCGGCAACUACCCGGAAUCCCUCCCCCGUGGCAUCACCAAGCUCCUUCCCGACUCUCAGUGAUCCCCUCUGCCGCGAUUACCUAAGUAUACGACGAGGAGGCCGCGUGCGAUAUGUUGGUCGGACUUUCUGGGGGUUUGUUGCCGGGAAGGAGGGUCUGAGUGAUGAUUUUUUUGACGAAAACCGGCAUGCCCACCCGGAUCUACCCCUUCCACAUAUUUCCACUAUGGGAAUGUUCAAUCUCCUUCGAUCGCUGCCCACCAAGCCCGUUAGUGAUGCCCUGCUGGAGACGUUCUUCCUCGCGGUAUGGCCACUCCUUCCCCUCCUACACCCGCCUUUCCUGCAAGCAGAUUACGACGAGUUCUGGGAUUGGUGUCGGAAUAGCGAUAGUGCAUUACCCGCCGAUAAACUCCGCGAUGACCCUACCUUUAUAUGCCUUCUAUUUGCAGUCCUUUAUUGUGGCGCAUCUGCCGCGCCAGCAGCCAGCUGGGCGUACAGCAACCUCCAGGGUCUACAAAAGGAGACGACAGUGAGCCACCUCAAGUCGGCAUAUACGACGAGUCUUUCUCUAUGUCAACAUCUGGAACAUCCAACAUUGAAUACCCUGGUUUCAACUUUGCUGACUGGACCCUUCCUGGACCGGCCCUUCGAGCCCAUGCGUGGUCUGGUUCAUGUGAGCACCAUGGUGCGCAUUGCCCAGACUAUGGGUCUACAUCGGGAGGGAACCUCAUCUGCGCUGAGUCGCGUUGAUAAAGAAAUCCGACGUCGGGUGUGGUGGCAUAUUGUUUGGCUCGAUGUGCAGUCAACUAUCUCCACAGGGCUGCCCCCCUGUUGUGGGAAUGACUCCUUGGAGGCCGUGGGUAUGGUCAACAUACACAAUGAAGAGCCCAGUGAUAUCCCUGCUGGGCUUUCCCCGUGCACAGACUCUGUGACUAGUCGACAAUCGGUGGCCAUGCUAUAUGCUGUCGGACGCUUUCAGACAGCUCACCUACAAGCCAGGAUCGUGGCACAUCUACAGAGCGCGCAGGGUCCAACCCAAAAUGGAUUUAGUGAGCUGGUCACGGAUGCCAAGGAGCUUCUGAAAGAGAUUGACUCAAUUAUCGCACGCGUUCCUACGCAAGGAAUUCCCGAAAGGGGGUAUAUUCCAUCUCGUCUGGCUAAUGUAUCUCCAUUCACGCAUCCCUCGCUGUACAAGGAUGAUGCAAGCCAGCCCACUGUGUUUGCAGCAUGGACGCGUAUUAUGCUAACAUUGCUGAAAUUGGAAAUCGCCAUUUUACUGCAAAAGCCAUUUUUGCCACCCCCAGACAGUACGAACGAGCAAUCACGCAAGUCAUGGACCAGCAUGUCACAGCUCUGCGUGAAUUACUUGCGUAUUUACCUGCAGCUGUAUCAAGCCCCUGCGUUUUCACCUUAUGCAUGGUUCUUCUGCAGCCAUUAUGGGCCUCUCCAAUGCGUAUUCAUCACCCUAAUAUAUCUUCAUUCCUUCCAGGACUCUGGAGAGACUUUGCUAGCCCGAUAUUGCGUUGAUGAGGUUAUACAUCACUGCAUAGGCCAAUAUCAAGCGCCAGAUCCCUCUUCCACGAAGGCCAGCCCCAACGAUACUGAUCCCAAUGCGGGCAAGACACGGCUGCCGUUGGUCAUGCAGGUUCUCGUUGACCUUCAGGAACGCCUUGACUUAUCCCUCGGGGCUGAGGAUCGGCCCUCGCUUCCAUUGGACGUGAUCGAGUGUCAUGCCCACUUUCCUGCGUCACACCUUGCUACCAAGGCGUCUGAGUUACGCGCGACAUCUAACCAGCCCUCUUCCGAUGCAUCCUUCUCCACCACACGCACCAACCGCAAUUGCGAGACCCCAUCUAUGACCACAGGACCUCCAGUGGUUGCUGGGCACAAGCUAGCCCCGCCAAACAGCGUUCUGGUGGCUGAGAGUGACUUGGGUUUAGAUAUGGACUUCCUUGCUACUAUUUCGGAUCUAGAGGCCUGGUCCUCCUCAUUGAUUCUAGAUUCCGACAAUCUCCUCGCAUAUCUUAAUGAUAUAACGCCUAAUCACGCUGUAACCACAGGGUCGGGUCCACGCAGUACGACGUCUGGUCGCCGUGACCUGCAUGAAGGACUCGAUUUCACAGCCUAG
Messenger RNA from Penicillium vulpinum, 2559 nucleotides. Its product is annotated as Transcription factor. The record is from RefSeq and is a predicted model, not a curated record. Gene Ontology annotation, molecular function: zinc ion binding; DNA binding; DNA-binding transcription factor activity, RNA polymerase II-specific. Gene Ontology annotation, biological process: regulation of DNA-templated transcription; DNA-templated transcription. NCBI's taxonomy places the organism in Eukaryota, Fungi, Ascomycota, Eurotiomycetes, Eurotiales, Aspergillaceae. The transcript has 3 exons. Gene Ontology annotation, cellular component: nucleus. Bases 1 to 2559 code for a protein of 852 amino acids.